This is a messenger RNA of Musa acuminata AAA Group (dessert banana), 536 nucleotides long. Its product is annotated as protein NUCLEAR FUSION DEFECTIVE 6, mitochondrial-like. The transcript is spliced from 3 exons. Gene Ontology annotation, cellular component: mitochondrion. Bases 13 to 354 code for a protein of 113 amino acids. NCBI's taxonomy places the organism in Eukaryota, Viridiplantae, Streptophyta, Magnoliopsida, Zingiberales, Musaceae. The record is from RefSeq and is a predicted model, not a curated record.
UCGUGGUGAACCAUGCUCGGACACCUAAAGGGACGGACGGAAGGAGCCAUGGCGGCGGGAAUAGCCGGCGCACGAAAAGCCCUCGCAAACCGAUCCAUUUCUUCUGCUCCGUUCUCCAUUGCCGCCACCUUGAGAGCUUCUCCUUCUUCUUCUUCUCCUUCAGUUCGGGCCUUUGCUCGACUCCCUCGCGGCCGGCUUCCCUUCGGGAUCUCAAGGUCCCCCGUUGAGUUGGGUUGUGCACAGUCUUUGAUGCCUUUUCACAGUGCUACUGCUACGGCAUUGCUCACUUCUAUGCUCUCCACAAGACCUGGAGGUUGGACUUGGCUUUCAGAAGGUUUUGCGACGCCUCUAUGACAUCAGAGAUAAACUCGAAACAAACACCCUGAUGAGGACCGACAGGGGGUAUUUUUUUUUACCUGGGACGAUGUACUUAAUUAGAAGGCACUACUGCUUCGGAUGCUGAUCUCGAGUCUAUCUUGUAAAAUGAAAUUAUGUUGGAUUUCAGUUUCACCAUUAAAGAAAUAUUUCAACAUGCA